Messenger RNA from Danaus chrysippus (African queen), 2682 nucleotides. Lineage: Eukaryota; Metazoa; Arthropoda; Insecta; Lepidoptera; Nymphalidae. The record is from the annotation of a GenBank genome assembly.
AUGCUGUAUGUUAUUGACAGGGUAGUCCGUCAAGCUGGCGGCCCUUCAGGAUGUGGCUCGCGCGCCCUCGCUAGCACCGCGCACAACACGCCACGUCGCUACUAUCACAGCUGCCGGUUUCCAUGUUAUAUAAUUAUGAGUGGAGGAAGAUCGAGACCGCGUCCACGACGUCGGGACGUUUUCCAAGACAGGCAGCAGGAUUUGCUAUUCUCAUGGAGCGACGAGCUGUGCAAUAGCGAGGAGGUGCCAGAAGUAGAGAUCAUCAGCCUCCUUCAAGAACACAUACCAAAGUACAGACUGCGAGCUGACAGCCUCACACAGUUUGGAGGUUACGAAAAUCAAGACUGGUUCAUACCUUCACCAGCAUUACCAGUCAGCCAGGAAGACCUUGCACUAACACCUGAGCAGAUCAGGGAGACGCUCAACUAUUUUCUUCUAUGCAGCAACAGGGUGAGCCAAAUGACAAAAACCUACAAUGACAUCGAAGCGGUAACACGGCUCUUAGAAGAGAAAGAAAAAGAUUUAGAGCUGACUGCUCGUAUCGGCAAAGAGUUGCUGGCUGCAAACGGUCGGCUGGAGGCUCGUGUGGCCGCCUUGGAGACUGAACUGAAAGGGGCGAGGGAUCACAUCACACAGCUACGGCACGACCUCACUGCUAAGAGUGAUCUACUGCAGAUACUAACAAACGACACAGAGGAUGGUUCUCCAACAGCUGAGGAGCAAGAGGCGGCUACUGCGAUCGCUCUGAAGAAACGCACAGGCGCCCUGGAGAGAGAGAACCGGGCGCUGAGGGAUGAGGCGGCGCGCCUCGCAGCAGGAGCUGACUCCGCCGAGCUGGCUGAGAGACAACUGCUCAGGGACAUCGCCUCACAGCUUUCGAGUGCUAAUUCGGAAGCAGCGGUGUUAAGUUCGGAGUUAGCUGAAGAAAGCCAACGUUCCGCUGACCUCCAGCAUCAAUUGGACUCAACUAGCGCCAGGCUCACACUCAGUGAACGAAGCUUACAACAGUUGACGGUAGAACACGAGCACACUAUACGAAUAUUAGAAAUCACAAAAGAAAAUCAAAAUGCACUCGCAUCAGAAUUGGCGGACGCAAAGGAGCGGUAUGCAGAGGUGGCAGCGUUGUUGGCGGAGGCGCAGGAGCAGCUCCGCGCGGUCCGUCGUCGCGGUGAGAGCACCCGCGGCCUCAUGCCGUCCGUGGCGGCCGCUGCUGGGCUGCUACCAGCCAGCUUACAUAGAGAGAUGCACUCCUCCGUGUACUCAGAGCUCAGUCUCGACUCGGGUAUUGGAGACCCGCUCGCACAUUCAAGCAUGCAGAAGGUGUUUGAAACGGUGCAGUGCGCAUCUCGCUGGUCGGGUGCUUCACUGUCUGGCUCCGAGGACGAUGUCGCCCCCCGCGCCUUCAAGCCGGUUCCUAAAACCACCUCAGACUCAUUCUUCGAAGAUACAUCGGACACCGAGUCUGAGGAUUUGUACCCUGGUAACGCAGCAGUCGGCGUUCCUGGAGCACCGGGUGCCGCGGAGCUAGCAGCGGCCCUGAGGCGCCUCACUCCACAAGAGAUCAAUUCGCGGCGCGCUUCACUAGCGGCGUCGCAUUUGUUACAUCAAAGACGACGAUCUGACAGAGAUGCCAGUGAAGAGAGUGCGGUGUGGGGAGCAGGUGUGGCAGGUGGAAUCGCGAGGUUCCGCGCUCCUCACAAGUUACAGAUCGUUAAACCUAUGGAAGGAUCCCUUACGCUUCACACCUGGGCUCAGCUCGCUAAGCCUAAUAUGUCUGGCUUAUUAGAAGAGCAAGAAGGUGUUGGUGUGAGGGGCUCACGAUCUGCACAAUCGUUAGGCAUGAGGGUAUAUAGGUUAUCGGAUGUAGAAGAAGAUGAUGAUAUGCCGCGGCUACCACACUCCAGCCAUAUAUAUACAUUUACGAACAGCACGGUCUUACAUCCGAACGAUGGCAGCCUCGUAGGUAGCAGCGUGAGCAGCGUGUGUAGCAGCGGUAUGAGCAGUCUGUCCAGCAGUGUGCUGGGCAGCGCCUGGAGUUCGCGGCUCACAUCACGCCGGUCUUCCGCCGCGGUGUCACCGGUUCACUCUCGCCGAGAGUCGCUAUGCGUUCCCGUCCAGCGGUCACACUUCACACCGACGGCCACACCCGCAAACAGUCCCCUGUUAGGCUCGCCGGAUUCUUCACCUCCUCCCACACCGCGGCCCGGGGACGCCCCGCCCUCGCUUCACGCUUUGAUAGCGAGCGGUACAUCAAUACUCCGGCGACGAUACCUAACUUCUCCGAACUCCGACGGGUCACCGGCCCCGCUCGCUCUACAAACCCCGGGUUCUCUAUAUAUGGGUCUCGUCCAUCGCAGCCCGAUGGAACAGCUGACUUGUCUGAAGAGAACGCUUCGAUCGCCCGCUGCCGCGCCUUCAGAGCGGUCGGAUGAUUCGGAUGCUCCACUGGGGGUGCCCGCUCACCCGGGUGAGGGAGCUCUAGACGUGGCUGCCUCGAUGGGGUUGGGAUGCGUAACGGGGCCCUCAAACGGGGCGCGGAGGCCGCGAGUGAGAGCACCUCGACCCCGUACCGACCUGGGUACGGUGGGAACGGCGCCUGCCUCUAAUAACGCACCUGUACAGUCAUCUCCCCUAGGCACUCUCAGCACUUUUCUCUUCGGUCGGAAAGGUGGCCUUCUGUGA